AUGGACUCACAUCUGAAACUACUAAUCUCAGAUUUCGAGGUGAUUCUGCUGUUAUGCAGCAACAUCGACCCCCGGUGGCAGAGAGCUGAACUGCAGGCCAGAGACGAUCAAUCACUGCAGGGUGGAGACACUGGACUCACCAAUGUACCAUACCUUUACGCUGGAGCUGAAGGAGGAAGUGGUUCAUUACAAUGCUACUUGACUUCGUCUGGAAACACCAAGUUCUUCUGUAAAGGAGAAUGUGAAGGAGAAAACAUUCUCAUUAAAAAUGAUGAUGUCACAGCUCGAAGCGGCAGAUACAGCAUCAGAUCUGAAGACAAACCCUCUGGAACAAGAAUUUUGACUGUGUACAUCACACAGCUGAUCAAGUCGGACUCUGGACGGUACAGAUUUGGUUUGGGUGGAUCUUUGGUUCCAGAUUAUUACUGUGACUUUGACCUCAUAGUUACAGAUGAAACUGAGGGAGGAAGUGUCACAUAUGGAUGCAAUGGUACUGUCAAUGGAAGCAGGAAGUUCUUCUGUAAGGAUGAAUGUAAAAAAGAAGAAGACAUCCUGAUUGAAACAGAAGGGAACAGAGCUCAGAGUGGCAGAUACAGCAUUGAAUAUAGAGAAGGAUCUGAACAUGGACUGUAUGUGAAUAUCACACAGCUGCAGAAGUCGGACACAGGACGGUACAAGUGUGGUUACGGCAGACCUUCGUCUCCAGAUUCAUUCUACCCAUUCCCGAUCUUUGUUGUAGAUGAGCACCAUGUCCUCCGAUUUGGAGGUGCUGACUCUCAUCCCGACCACUUCAAGUGUAGAGUCCAACAGAACAACAUCAUCCAUAAAAAAGUGAUUCUGAGGUCCAAACUGGACUCUCUCCUCCCCCCACUGCGCCUUGAGAGCCUGUCCAUAAAAAUCACGAACAGGAUCAAGGACAAGUGGCAGCCCUGGUGGAGCCCGACACCCACUGAGAACAGUUCUGACUUUGUGCCGAGGAUGCGGACACAGCUCUCACAGCGGUACAGGGACAUGGUCGUUCAGUCUCAUCCAAUCUACAUGUGCUUUCAGAACUUUGGACUCGCCAGGCCACACCCAUUCCAGGGCACCUCCCAGCAAGUCCAAGAAGGCCGGUUAUAUGUCCACUAUGAGAACCGUCCUCCUGUCCACCAUGAGAACCGUCCUCCUGUCUCAAUGAGUGAAGACCCCGACUACCAGAGUCUGGAUGCAGCCGGCAUGGAUCCAGACCACACCUACUCUACACUUAGAGAGACAUUUAAAAUCAGCACCAUGGCUCCACCUGUCGGCAUGUGGCUGUUUGUGUACCUGUCGCUGCUGUUUUCAGAUGCUAAAAGCGUCGGGCAGAGCAACAGUGCCGAUAAACCGUCCUCUCAUGUUAAACUUGAGCCCCUUUGGACAAGCAAGCCCAAGACUUGGGAUGCCUCCGAUCAGAGCCUGCCCCUCCCUGAGAUGCUGGAUCUAGACCUGAAUCAGAACCGCCGUGUGGCCCGUGGGGCCGAUGAGGACGAGCAACAGUCCACCUUCAGCCAGUCCUUUGAGAACGACUCAGUGACGACGCCACAAGCCACCGAGUUCGACAACUCAACGACAGUAACAGCAGGUGUUGGCGGUCAUGGUGAGAGUGAUGACAUCAGUCACCAUGGAAACACCUCCAGCAACGACCACGAAACCCCGGGACUCUUCAACCCAUUCUACCCGCUGGCGGAGAGCUCGUACUCGGCCUACGCCAUCCUGUUUCUGGCGGGUCUGGUGCUGGCGGUGGGCGUGGUGGGAAACAUGGCGGUCAUGUGUAUCGUCUGGAACAACUACUACAUGAGGUCCGCCUGGAACUACCUGCUGGCCAGCAUGGCAUUCUGGGAUUUCCUGGUUCUAGUGCUCUGCCUGCCGGUGGUGGUCCUCAACCAGCUCUCCCAUAGGAGGAUCCUGGGUGACAUCACCUGCCGCAUGGUGCCUUAUAUGGAGGUCGUCUCUCUGGGCAUCACCUCCUUCACUCUGUGUGCUCUGGGCAUCGAUCGUUUCCACGCCGCCACCAGCUCGUCCCAGCCGAAGGCGCGGCGGGUGGAGCGCUGCCGCACGGUGCUGCUGAAGCUGCUGCUGGUGUGGCUGGCCGCUCUGCUGCUGUCCAGCCCCGAGAUCUUCCUUUGGCAGCUCAGCCGGGCCAUGUCCCCCUCCAACGGCCGGCUGAUCGACUCCUGCACCAUCACCCCCAACUCUCCACUGUCCCUCUACCUGCCUGACUCCCUCCACUCUCUGCUGCUCAGGUAUCACCAGGGUCGUAUGUGGUGGUGUUUCGGCUGCUACUUCUGCCUCCCCAUCCUCUUCACCGUCCUCUGCCAACUGGCCACUCGCAACGUCAACAGCGACUCCACCUCCACCCAAAAGCAGCGUAACCUCGACGACCGCUCCUCCAAUCAGAAGCGGCAGCAGCACCAGGCGGUGGAGCGGCAGCUGAACUGCACACUGUUGGCGUUAGCUGUGAUGUACGGCAUCUGCGCCCUGCCCGAACACGUCUGCAACAUCACGCUGGCCUACACCGACAUCACCAUCUCAGAGGACACGGCGGCCAUGCUGGCACUGUUGCAUCACUUCCUGUUGUUUUUCAAGGCAUCGGUUACACCGGUGCUGCUGCUGUGUCUGUGUAAGGCUCUCGGUCAGGCCUUCAUGGACUGCUGCUGCUGCUGCUGUCAGGAGUGUCAGCCAACUACGACUCAAGGCUCGCCAGGCUCCGCCCAGGUCAAACUGAAGGCAGCCAAUGAGACAUCCAUCUUCUUCGACAAGGCUAAAGACACGUCAGCCAUCUUGUCCAUCUCCAGCUAGAGCCAUGCUUCCCUCUUUUAUCCAUCAUUUCAUCCACAUAUCAGUGCUUUCCCAACAAUUCUUCUAUUCUUAGUUUUUUCUUAAUUUCCC
Scomber japonicus (chub mackerel) is the source of this 2907-nucleotide messenger RNA. RefSeq lists its product as uncharacterized. Bases 1 to 2817 code for a protein of 938 amino acids. Gene Ontology annotation, molecular function: G protein-coupled peptide receptor activity. The transcript is spliced from 10 exons. The record is from RefSeq and is a predicted model, not a curated record. NCBI's taxonomy places the organism in Eukaryota, Metazoa, Chordata, Actinopteri, Scombriformes, Scombridae. Gene Ontology annotation, cellular component: plasma membrane; signaling receptor complex. Gene Ontology annotation, biological process: positive regulation of MAPK cascade; adenylate cyclase-inhibiting G protein-coupled receptor signaling pathway.